AUGGUGUUUUAUUUGUGGAGGAGCACACCCCUGGGAUGCUCUGGUAUGUGGGGGCUGCUGUCCUGGGGCCGUCCCCCUGGACCCUGCCCCUGGGACGUCCAACUGCACUGGUGGUGUACUAGACUCGACCCCAUAGCCAUCCUAACCAUCAAGCAACAACCUGCUUUCCAGCCCACCAUCCUGCCAACCCCUACCAGUGAUGCAGUUGCUGAAGCUAUGGGAAUCAAGAGGGAAGAGGCCAUCAACCUGGCCCAAGGAUCAGUCAUUGACCAGAAGGGAUUCAUUCAAUUCCUCAAGGAAAACACGGUGAUAGAUCUACACUUGGACUACAACAAGUUUGAAGACCACAAAGAAGAUGAAGAAGAGUUGCGUGGCAUGGAGACUCAGUCUAGGCAAUAUGCCCUACAAUCAGCCACCUCUGCUUCUUUCAACAGCCGGGGAAACACACCUUCAGUUGGUUGCUACCUCCCCACAUCAAAUGGGUCUUGGCUUAACAAAAAAGCCAGUGGAUCAAGCGGUGGAACCCGUAGUUAUCUAGAAAAAGUCACCCCCAUUCAACUCAAUCCUGAUGGUGUAUACAUCACCUUAAGGAUCUGCUCAUACUGUGUGCACUAUAACCAGGUCCUUAGAGUCAAGAAUACCAGCAAAAUAUUCCAUGCUGAGAUACUGGAUUCUGGGGUGAUCUAUCCCAUGGUAGCUGAAUACAUGUUGGGUUGA
Molecule: messenger RNA, 717 nt
Organism: Puccinia graminis f. sp. tritici CRL 75-36-700-3
Lineage: Eukaryota; Fungi; Basidiomycota; Pucciniomycetes; Pucciniales; Pucciniaceae
Exons: 5
Coding region: 1-717 (238 amino acids)
Source: RefSeq, a predicted model, not a curated record